Pundamilia nyererei is the source of this 6225-nucleotide messenger RNA. Its product is annotated as methyl-CpG-binding domain protein 5-like. Gene Ontology annotation, cellular component: nucleus; chromocenter. The record is from RefSeq and is a predicted model, not a curated record. The transcript has 5 exons. The coding region runs from base 310 to 1917 and encodes 535 amino acids. Gene Ontology annotation, molecular function: chromatin binding. Lineage: Eukaryota; Metazoa; Chordata; Actinopteri; Cichliformes; Cichlidae.
AGGUACUGAUUUGCAGUUACAGAAAAAUGUUAAAAAUUUGGUGAUUCCCACCUCUACGAAAUACAGUGAAGGCUCCAAACACUGGACCCUUUGGUAGUCUGGCUGGGGGCCACAGGUCCUUUGUUUGACAUCCUUGAUGUAGGCCAUCCAUUCUUGUUGAUGAAUGCAGUGAAUAUUGUGGAUUGUUUUAAAAAAUGUAACUAGAAUUACACUUCAGCAUGCUUUAUCAUAUGUUUUACCAAAAAUAUAAAAUAUUGCUUAGUUCCUUAGUCGUGAAGUAUCAGUGCUGUCUGUAUUAAAAUACACACCAUGUCUGAUGGUUCGAGCUCACCGGCCUCUCCCUGUUGUUUUGCAGGAAACCCCUCGUCACUUGGAUGUGGAAUGGGCGCUCUACAGCCACAUGUCAACGCCGGUGGAGGUCAGAUGUACCCGCAGCAGGUCCAUCAGGGCAUGCAGCAAGCAGUGGUAUCUCAUCCUGCCUACCAGGGGCAGCAGCACUUCUCCGACAACCCGCCCUACGCUGACAGCAACAACGCCAACUCCGGCUCCAUGGCCUGCCUCUACCAGAACUACCAGCAGGGGAUGCUGCCACACCCACAAUUUGGGGAGGAGCAGCAGCCCCAAGGUGAGGGACUUCCUGCGGGUACGCCUAGCUCUGACAGAGCCCCCGGCGGAGGGCCAGAAUCUGUGGACGCCAUCUACAGAGCUGUUGUGGACGCAGCCAGCAAAGGCGUGCAUGUAACCAUCACCACGACAGUGAGCGGGACAACGCAGGCGAGUCCAGUGCACGCCCUCAGUGCCAUGAGUGCCUUCACUGCCUCCAUAAGGGAACCUGUCAACCUCCCCCAGGCAGUCAGCGCAGUCCUGCAUGGGCACCAGGAAGGGGAGACCAUACCCCAGCAAGCCAGAGUGCGGCAGGUGAGGCCUGGGCGGGGUCAGAAGAACAUGGAUCCAGGGAAGAGCACUCCGGAUGGCCCUGAAGCCAAUGAUUACUUCCGUUCUCCUGGACGCGGGACUCCCAGGGGGCAGUGGGAUGGGGACACUCAUCAUGGGGGAGGCUUUGACAGUCAAAACAACAACAACAACGCCUGGGGUGGUGAGGAGUUCCUGGAGUGCUCGACCCAAGUAAGGAGUAGUCCCUGCAUGGAGAGACCUGCCAGUCUGGCCCCUGCGCCACCCUGCCCCACCGAUGGGUCCAACGACCACGGCCUGGUGAUGGCCCACGAUAAGGCCUACCUCGAUGAUAGCUUCCGGUUCAACAACUGCGGUCGGGCACCAGCUAACUACAAGGAACGUCUGGAGCAGACGGUGGAACGUUGCGCCCAUCUCAACGGCACCACGCCCCACUUCAACACCCGGGGCUACGGAGAAGUCCUGGGCCCUCCACGGCAGGAUGACGACCAGUCACCCAGCUCCUCCACGAGCCUGGAGGGCCCUCUGGCUACAGCCAAAGACUACAGCCACUACAACGGCCACUUCAAUGGAAUGGCGCCCAGCCCUUCGGACACGAAGAGCCUGAGCAGUGAGGAGGACCUCCGGCAGCCAGACUCGCCCUCGUCGGAGCUGCUCCACUACCGGUCCAGGACCUUCAACAUGGGAGAGCUGGUCUGGGGCCAGCUGAAGGGCUUCCCGCCGUGGCCUGCAAAGCUGGCCGGGGAUGAGCAAGUGCACAGCGCUGCCAUGCAGCUGCGGGAGCAGGCCAAGGUAGAGCCAGAGAAGCUGAAAACACUAACUCAUGACUUGGAGGCAUUCGACCGCGCCGCCAAAAGAGGCCUAAAACCGGGGAAACUGAAUAAUCACUUGGAAGCUGCUAUCCACGAGGCCAUGAGCGAGCUAGACAAGAUGUCGGGCACAAUCCCGUCGAGGGAUCGUCAGGUGAAGCUCCCCAAGCCGAAGAGGAGGAAGAUAUCCAGAUAACAUUGAAUGUGUUGGCCCAAGAACGUCCUCAGAGCCUUUCGGAGACUUUGUCCGUUCAGCCUUGAUGCGAUCUGAGCUCUCUAACAGGUGCUACACGUGGACUUUCAGUGGUACAUCGUUGUUCCAUGAUAUCAACUUGACUUAAUGACUGACCACAGAAGGUGCUGGAAAUUCCAAUCACCACUACAGUUUAUAGACUGUAGGAAAAAACAUGAAUACAGAAAAACAUCAAAAACGGUUGCAAUUUGUCUACAGCUCACUGAAUUAACUAUUUUUUUCUAGUAUAAGAUAGUAAAAUAAACAAAAAAAGCUACAAGCAUUACCUUACAUAUUUAAGAAAAAUAGACAGUCCAAAUAUUUCUGAUACAUUUUCAAUAUGUAUAUAGAUAAUCCUGAAAUUUCAUGCUAUUAAGAAUUGUAUGUAAAUAUUGUACAAUGUCAUGUACAACCGUACCUAAUGCACAUUUUAUCUUUUAUUGUACAAAACAAAGCAGAAGUGUACCAAUGUCUUGGUUUCUAUUCAGAAAUGCGGUCGCAUAUGGCCGCAUGCAUAGGAUAAAUAAGAAUACAGCCUAAAGCUUUUAUAUGAUGAACUGUAAGAUGUGCUGUUUUCUUUUUUCUUUCUUUUUCUUUUCUUUGUUGUUUUAUUUUUGUAAGGGAACAGCGAUGAAACUGACAUGAGCUCACCAUAACAGUAGUCACUCCAGCUAAGUGUUCAUUUGUAAUGGGGAGAAAAAACAGUUCAAAAAACACAGAAUGAACUUUACCAGCAGAAAGUGUUCAGUGUCCCACCUCACCCACACCCUGUAUCCCUACCCUCCCACACACCCACACCCUGUAUCCCUGUCCACCCACAGCCUGUAUCCCUCCCACCGAGACCCCAGCCGGCUCCACCAGUCACCACGUUGACAGGAAAGUCGUGUUACUUGGUCUGGUUCUGGGUUUUUCAGGUGUUGUAAUUUAUGAACAAAAACUUUUUUUGAGUGUUUUCAGAAGGAAAAAUCCACUCAGACACUUAAUUUUCCAAAACCUCCACAAUGAUUGUUUUUAGAAGAGGUUCAUUCAUUUAAAGUAAAAAUGAUGGGGGAAAAGUCCUAAACAUGGGUUGUCCAGCUUCUGAAACGGCAAGACUUUUUUUUAUGUUGUUGUAAAUUAAAUGCUAUUAAUUAAUGUUGGACUUCAGAAGUUGAGCUCUUUCUGCCAGCGUGCUUACAUGCACUGUAGUUAACUCCGCUGACGUUACAUCUGCUGGCUGUGCAGAGUUUUUAACUGGAACAAGUGUACAUUGCAAAACAAGUUUUAGCCCAUUUUAGGCUACUGAAAUGAUGAAUUGAUGGAUAUUGGUGGUCUUGGUGCAUCUCUGAAAAACAUCCCUGAUUUAAUGAUUUCAGUGGUUUGGGGCUGAGGUUUUUUGUGGUUUCUGAGUUGCGGCACAGAAUAACGGAAUGAGGAACCAGUUUUGAGGCUGCGUAGCGUCGGGUAGCAAGUGAGUUGGGGUUGUUUCAGUGGCAGGAGAUUAAUUUUGAACAGAAUUUCAAGGGGUGCAUGAGUGAAGUGUCUGGAUUUCUUAGGUAGCCCAUCCCAAAUUUAAUGUCAUGAGCAGUUCCAACAUUGGGGUUGGCCAUUUUUGGUUGCCUUUGGACCGUUGGUCUUUGGUUAGCAUUUAUAGAUUUGGCACCAGAUAAUAUGACCCUGAGCUAUCUUGUCUUGUCUUAGAUGCCUUUAGCUUACCUUUAAACAGCUUUGAGAACCCCACAUAGGGUUGCAUUACACAGUGACACAGUAGCUUGGGGUAGUAUCAGUGAACACAAUUUCCAAUAGCAGCCCAGCCCAUAAUCUCUGAUGUCAGUGGUUCCAGCUUUGUGACUGGCAAUUUUGCAGUGCUGUUGGGAGUGGCAGUUUUUAUUUUGUAAAAAUCUAUGGAAUAGGCGUCAGAUUUGGCGUCAGCUUGAUGGAUGUAGCGCAGCCACUUCUGCCUUGUUGUGUCUUGAGGACCAGCCCGCAUUUUGACAGUUUUAAAACAAAUGUAAUAAAGUAUUAGGUUGUACAAGUUUAAGUAACUUCUUACAGUAGCUUCUCCCACCAGUGGGUCCAAAUUUGAGACCGGCAUUUUGUUUUAGUGUUUGUUUUCUGUUGGGGGGGCGGCAUGCUAAUGCCUUGCUAAUGCCAAUGUUUUUGGGAUCUAUACAAGUUGUUUUUUGAGGGGCAUGCAUCUGUAAUACACUGUAAAACAAGAGGUAGUAGAUACUGGGGGUUGAACAAGGGUUGGGGAAAGUUCUCUGGAACUACAAUCAUAAUGGAAAGAAUCUGUGUGCUGUCUGUUUGAAAUCACUGUGCAUUUCAUGUAGUCUCAGACAUCUGCCGCUCCAGGUUUGGGACCAGUAUUUUGUGUUGCAAAUGCAUAGAGCUGGUCUAGAUUGGGCACUAGCACCUACUAAUUGGGAAAUAUGUAUCAGUGGUCUAAUUAAGACUUUUUCUUCUAUGUCCUCUUUUAUGAGGUUUUGGUUGACAUUAUUUUAAAUCUGCAGAUGGCAUAGCUGGAUGCUCUGUUGGCAUAGGGUUAACUUCAUGUCACUCGAGUGCUUACAUGUAAAAUGGCUUUUUUCAGGAGAAAUCUUUUGCUCCCUGAUUACUGAAACCAUAAAAGUCCAUCGCUACAUGCAUAUAAACACACUGUGAGAUGUUUAGAGACUCAUCCUGGUCCAUUUUCAGUAUGAUGAGUAAAAUAAGCCCUGCUCUUAGAUUUGAAAGCUUUAACUCUCAUUGUUGGAAGUCAAAAAACCAUAAACCACUACAUCUGAAAAUGCAGACAAUUUCAGUUUGCUUUGUGUUGUAAUCACAAACUUUGGCCAGUUAUUAACAUGGGUGGAUUUUUCCUUCAGCAACAAGAAUCACAGGCUGCAUCGAACGAUCAUGUCAUUGAUUGUCGCGAUCAUAUUCACAUGCUUGUUUGUACAGUGACUGUUUUUAUUUUUGUUCUCCACGUGUUUUUACCCACAGCUUUCAGUAGAGUAACUGACCUCCGAGGCAUCUGAAGCAACACUAACUGGGCUUUCCAGAGCAGUGAAAGCGCUUUUAUUUUAUUUUGGUUUUCCAUUUUAGAGGCCUUGUUGUUUGUUUUUCAUAUUGAUGUAAAUUAUUUAUGUACAGUACUCCAUAUUUAUUUUAAGCUUUACAAAUAUGCUAGAUGGCAAUAAUACUACCAAGAGUUGAGAACUCAAGCCUUAUAUGUGUAUAUGUAUGUUUUCUUUCCUUUUUUAACAAGUGAAUUGAUCAUGUAUUCAGAGUCCACUACAAACAAAAAGGUCAUAUUCUGUCUUAUUUAAGAAGUGAACGUUACAGAUAAGUCUUUUUAAUUACAGUGAGGUUUUCUAGUCUUCAUGUUUUUACUUGUUACAGAUUGUGUCAUGGUAGAGAAAAAGAGCAUCUUAUUUAUGAAUAUGCACAUCUGAUGUUGGUAAUAAAUGCAGUUUGAACACUACAAGUUAUCAGUGUUUGAAGCUGAGAAGAAUCAUCAUUCGAUCGGUCUGACAGUAUUGGAAACGGAUCAAAACCACCGGCAAUCUCUACGGAAUAACCAAGUGCAAUAUUACCAAUCGAUGGCAAAGAUCAACACUGCGAAACACUGCAUCUCUCAUUGUUUGGACUCUUCUGUGUUGCCUCUUUUGCUUUUCUUUCUUUCUUUUUUUCUUAAUAGUCAUCUUUUCUGAUGCUCUAACCUGAGAGCAAUGAAGUAGAAAUUGAUGUGUAGCUUUAUUUUUACACGCCAGCCACAACCGUUAACCCGAUUAGCCUCAAAGUUUGAACUAAAAUACUGUUACUUGAACUUUAUACGCAAGAACUCUAACAAAUAAAAAGUUAAAACCAAAUAAUACACUACUGAAAGAACAGAUUCCCCUUUGUCAGCCUCUAAAACAAGGGGUGCACCAUUAUUGGCCAAAUAUCCAUACUGACACUGGUAUCGGCCAAAUAUCUGCAUCUUUGGUAGAUUUACAGAUAUUAGAGGCCAAUAUUUUGCAGCAAGAACUAAAAAGACCUUUUAAACAAAUUAGUUAUUUUACCUGACAUCAAGGGUGAAAUUUUGUGCAACAAAAACUGAAAAAAAAAAAUAUAUAUAAUUGCCCUUUGAAACAUCCAUUUCUGUGCUUUCCAAAUGAAAACACUACUAUGACUACAUAUCCAUAACAAAUAGAGCCUUUAAGUCAAAUCAAAUUCCUGCAUUUUUAAGUCAAGUUGUACUGUAUUUUCCAAUGAGAUGUCUCUCUACCUUAUUGUGUUUUUGUGCACACUGAAAAAAACUGAGAAUGU